This is a messenger RNA of Syngnathus typhle (broad-nosed pipefish), 2797 nucleotides long. RefSeq names its product sodium- and chloride-dependent transporter XTRP3A-like. Lineage: Eukaryota; Metazoa; Chordata; Actinopteri; Syngnathiformes; Syngnathidae. The transcript is spliced from 11 exons. Gene Ontology annotation, cellular component: plasma membrane. Gene Ontology annotation, molecular function: L-proline transmembrane transporter activity. Gene Ontology annotation, biological process: sodium ion transmembrane transport. The record is from RefSeq and is a predicted model, not a curated record. The coding region runs from base 74 to 1873 and encodes 599 amino acids.
CUGAAGGCGAUCAGCCGCCUCACACAACCUGUUGAGGAGCCGCUAAAAACGUUCGUUCACUUAAGACGCGGACAUGGAGAAAGAUGCUCGACCCAACUGGGACAGUCCUUUGCAGUUCGUGUUGGCCUGUGUGUCUUAUGCGGUCGGACUGGGGAACGUAUGGCGAUUCCCAUACCUGUGCCAGAUGCACGGCGGAGGUGGUUUCUUGAUUCCAUAUCUUGUGAUGCUGUUUAUUGAGGGUGUGCCUUUAUUCUAUAUGGAGCUUGCCAUUGGUCAGAAGAUGCGCUUGGGAAGCAUCGGGGCCUGGUCGGCCAUUAACCCGUAUUUGGGAGGAGUGGGUCUUGCGAGUGUUGUAGCAUCCGUGUAUCUUUGCCUCUACUACAACAUUAUCAAUGCAUGGAGCUUCUGGUACCUCUUUCACUCAUUUCAAUCUGUCCUGCCCUGGUCAGAGUGUCCCGUUAAUUCCAACCAGACCGGACUUGUAGAAGAGUGCCAAAAGGCUUCUUCGACCCAAUACUUCUUUUUUAGACAAACACUGAACACGUCUUCUUCGAUUGAAGAGAAUGGAGGCAUCCACACAGGUCAGGCUUUGUGUCUCCUGCUGGCCUGGGUGAUCACCUACCUCUUUAUUAUCCAUGGAGUAAAAUCAUCUGGGAAGGUGGUUUACUUCACUGCCACAUUUCCUUAUGUGGUCCUCAUUAUUUACCUCAUCCGGGGUUUGACUCUUCCUGGUGCCAUCUAUGGUAUCAAGUACAUGUUCACGCCUAAGAUGGAAGAACUGGCCAAUCCCACUGCAUGGAUAAAUGCUGCUACUCAGAUUUUUUUUUCUCUGGGUUUGGGAUUUGGCUCGCUCAUAGCGUUUUCCAGCUACAAUCAAUACAACAACAACUUUGAGAAACAGGCCUUCAUCGUCUCACUCAUCAACAGUGGAACUUCAAUCUUUGCUUCCAUUGUCACCUUUUCCAUUUAUGGCUUUAAAGCCACGGUUAACUAUGAGAACUGCCUGGAGAGGACACGCAUUUUGCUGCUAAAUACUUUUGAAUUGGCGGAGGACACUAUCAACAUAAACAAUGUGUUUGACUGGAUUAAAACACUCAAUGCAACGUACCCGGAGCAGUUUGCUGAACUUGGCAAUAAACUGGAAGCCUGUGACCUAAAUGAUGAACUAGACACGGCAGUGGAAGGGGUUGGUCUCGCUUUCAUCCUGUACAGUGAAGCCAUUCAAAACAUGCCCCUGCCUCAGUUGUGGUCAGUGUUGUACUUCUUCAUGCUUCUGCUUCUGGGAUUGGGCAGCAUGCUGGGCAACUUGACUGCCAUUACCACCCCACUACGAGACUUUAAGAUACUGUCCAAAGUUAGCAAUGAGGUGUUAAACGGGACAUUGUGUCUAAUCCUGAUGCUUCUCGGCCUGGCCUUUACCACCCCAUCUGGAAAUUAUUGGUUUACCAUAUUUAAUGAAUACGGAGCAUCUUUCUCUCUGCUUUUUGUUGUCCUCGUUGAGAUUCUGACUGUCAGUUACCUUUAUGGACUCAAAAGGUUUGAAAAAGAUAUUGAAGACAUGCUUGGCCACCCUCCAAACUGGUACUUGAAGAUCAUGUGGGGCAUAGUCAGCCCUCUUCUCCUAAUAUGCCUAUUUGUCUUCUAUAUUGUCAACUAUAUCAGAGGAGGAACACCUACUUACCAAGCAUGGAACAAGGAGCUGGGAAAGACUGUGGCGACCGACUAUCCGGUUUUUGGUCAAGUCUUUAUUGCCAUACUGUUGGCAUCUGCCGUCAGCUGUGUUCCCCUCUCGGCUCUCUAUGUGUACUGCACGAACAGGAAACAAUCAAAUUCUGUCAAGAAUAGACAAUCGGUCAACACCAUAUCUACUUAGAGCACCUAAGUGUAGAUGAUAAGUGCACCUUUUCAAUUUUGUUGAUGUGGUCCAAUUUUACGACCGUUUUUUUUCUAUCUUUCUUAAGGCACUUUACACAGGUCACAGCGGGUAUAAAACCACACUCCUCACCGCUGUGUGAGCAAGGGAUAAUUCCCUUCUUGGAAGAAACAUGCAGUAGACUUGCUAAUAUUACUCCCAGUCGAAAUAAGGAUGUAGUCGUCGCAGUGUUGUUUACAAGCAGGAAUAGCAAGGAGAAAUAGGAACAUAAUGAUGAGCUCUCAAGCACCAACUGGAGCAUCUAAAAUUACUUCCUGGAGCAACCUGCCAACCAAAUUCUCUUCAAGUGGAAUAUUCCCUCUGUCCCUGUGUCCAAAAUUAAUUAGAAUGCACAAUUGUCAAUAUUGACAGUGACUGUGGUGAAAAUCUAUACAUUUAUAGAUGAUCCAAAUCAUCUGGAAAGUUGUUUUGGAAAACGGAUAUUUGUUGAUGUUGUAAAUUGUUUCCACCUAAUGUAUUAUUACUAGUACAUUGUUAUACGUAUAUGAUAUAUUAAUAUUCUGUUUGUACAGUCCCAACAUUUGGUGUAGUUUCCUUCUUAUAAAUGUUUUAUUUGAAAUACCCUUUAUUGUGUAAAGUAUGAUUAGGUACUGACAAUAUUGCCUCCUAUGCGUUUUAACAUGAAAUAUACUGUAGAUAGCUGUCAUUUGUUGAAAUUGUCAAAUAUACAAUAUUAUUAUCACGUCGUUCUUAAUCCUCCAUAUUCAGACAAGACUUGAUGUUAGGAAUCUCGUAUACAUUUUUUUUUCCAUUAAAAAAAGGUAUUUCAUGGAAUACAAUAUGAGUGGUAGCAUGUAUGUAUAUAUGUACUCAUUUCUCUGUGUGUGGAAUGUUGAAUGUUUUGAUUAAAGACUUUAAUAACUA